This is a messenger RNA of Pteronotus mesoamericanus, 1873 nucleotides long. RefSeq names its product death associated protein 3 (gene DAP3). Bases 376 to 1596 code for a protein of 406 amino acids. Lineage: Eukaryota; Metazoa; Chordata; Mammalia; Chiroptera; Mormoopidae. The transcript is spliced from 13 exons. The record is from RefSeq and is a predicted model, not a curated record. Gene Ontology annotation, cellular component: mitochondrial ribosome; mitochondrial small ribosomal subunit. Gene Ontology annotation, biological process: apoptotic process. Gene Ontology annotation, molecular function: structural constituent of ribosome.
UUGUCGGCUGCAGCAGCGGGGGAGAAAGGGACGGGCAAAGCGGACAGAGCAGGCCGUUAUGACUGGAACUAUCGGAGUGGAGGACAGAGACCUAUGACUACUUACCUCACUGGCCACGACUGCGCGGCGGCCCAGCUCACUUCUCCUCUCCGCCUCCCGGCCGCGGUGAACGGGUUCGGGGAGGCUUGGCGCCCCUCCGCUGGGCGGUGGUUGGAGGCCGCGGCGGCUGCGCAUUGAGUACUUUCCUGGUGAAACCGAGGUUGCUCCUCGUUUACGGGACGUGAUCUGUAGAGCCAGCCAGUGUCUGCUGUUUAAGGAGGACAGGUCCGCGACUCUCGGUGAGGUCUGGCUGGCCUUUUCAAAGUGCGGGGGACAAUGCUGAAAGGAAUGACAAGACUUACCACCAGGGUCCAUAAAUUGGACCCUGGACAUUUUUUGCGCAUGGGGACCCAGGCAUCCCAAAGCCUUGCUGCUCCACUAGAUAGUCAGGUUUCAUCUGAGAGUCUCAGAUCUAUUUCCCGCACCAGUGAAGAUGACCCGGCCAAGCAUGAGGAGCGACAUGAGGGUCAGCACUACAACCUUCCCCUCCAGGAGAUGAAGACUAUAUUCCCCCAUGGCCUGCCUCCUCGAUUUGUAAUGCAGGUGGUCAAAACAGGGGAGGAAAUUGGAGUGAAGACAUUCAGUGAAGCUUGCCUGAUGGUAAGGAAACCAGCCCUAGAGCUUUUGCAUCACCUGAAAAACACCAAUUUUGCCCUUCCAGCUGUACGAUAUGUUCUCUAUGGGGAGAAGGGAACAGGAAAAACCCUCAGUCUUUGCCAUAUUAUUCAUUUCUGUGCAAAACAGAACUGGCUGAUACUGCAUAUUCCAGAUGCUCAUCUGUGGGUGAAAAACUGCCAAGAUCUUUUACAGUCCACCUACAACAAACAACGCUUUGAUCAACCUUUAGAGGCUUCAGUCUGGCUGAAGAAUUUCAAAACUGCAAAUGAGCGUUUCUUGAGUCAGAUAAAAAUUCAAGAGAAGUAUGUCUGGAAUAAACGAGAAAGCACUGAGAAAGGCAGUCUUCUGGGAGAAGUAGUUGAACAGGGUAUAACACGGGUGAGGAAUGCCACAGACGCAGUUGGGAUUGUGCUCAAAGAGCUAAAGAGGCAAAGUUCUUUGGGUAUUUUUCACCUCCUGGUGGCCGUGGAUGGAGUCAAUGCUCUCUGGGGAAGGACCACGCUGAAAAGAGAAGAUAAAAGCCCAAUUGCCCCGGAGGAACUAGCACUUAUUUACAACUUGAGGAAAAUUGUGAAAAAUGAUUGGAACGGAGGCGCCAUUGUGUUGACUCUGAGCCAGACUGGGUCUCUUUUUAAGCCACGGAAAGCCUAUCUGCCCCAGGAGCUACUAGGAAAGGAAGGAUUUGAUGCCCUUGAUCCCUUUAUUCCUAUCCUGGUUUCCAACUAUAAUCCAACAGAAUUUGAAAGUUGUAUUCAGUAUUAUUUGGAAAACAAUUGGCUCCAACAUGAGAAAGCUCACACAGAAGAAGGGAAAAAGGAACUGCUCUUCCUAAGCAAUGGGAAUCCUGGGCAGCUGGAGCGGCUCUGUGCCUACCUCUAAGCUGGAGUCACGACAUAGGUGGAAGACAAUGGACAUUUCCUUUAAGAGGCCCAAUCAAAUGGGGAAGUGCCACAGUACACACGAGGAGCUCAUGGGACUGAACAGGAUUGCAGUCAGCUCCCACCCCUCAUUGAAAUUGUUUCCUUGUAAAGUGACUGUAAUAGCAAUAAGAUGUCCUCUUGCUCGUCAAAUUAAUGUCAGUUCAGUAUAUGUGCUUUUGAAAUUUUAAUUAAUCAUGGAUCUUUUCCUUAUAAUUAAAUUAACUAUCUUUCUUAAA